Molecule: messenger RNA, 1773 nt
Organism: Symbiodinium sp. CCMP2456
Lineage: Eukaryota; Dinophyceae; Suessiales; Symbiodiniaceae
Source: the annotation of a GenBank genome assembly
AUGGCUUCGCUCGUCGCCGGUCUGUUUGUGCCAUCUGCAGCUGGAAGAGGCAGUGCUGGUGGAGGGGUUGGAGAUCACUUUUGCUGUUCCCAGCGGCGGCCAUCACCUCCAAGAGAGCACCACUUCGCGUCUGUACUCACGUCGAAGGUGCAUCGGUAUUGCGACGCUUUGAAGGCGAGGCGAGAACAUCUUGCUGCCGUGGACUGCUUCUUCCGUGAGCUUAUCGCAAGCCAGUGGCGGAUAGAGGCGAUCGAGACUCAGCAGCGGGCGUUGCAGGCCGAAGUGACAGAGGAUCCUUCAGCAAUCGCCAGUGCAGAAGUUCCCCCGUCAGAAGAUGCGAGACAGAGAUGGCAGAUUUCUGCAAAGUCGUGCCUGGCGGAGCUAGUGGCACAGAAAGAUGCCGCCGUGGCAGCACUGGAAGAGAGGGCCAGCCACUACGCACUGGCCGCCGCGGGAGCUGACAGGGACGGCGGAAGAAGGCUCUGCCGUUUCGCUGCGGGCGAUGCCGAGCGCCAGAGCGCUUUGCAGGGCUACCGCCGCCUGGCCAACGAGGUUUGCUCUGAAGCCUGUGCGGAGAUGAGCGGGCUUCUAGAGGCACCGCUCGACGAGGCCUGGCUGGUAAGUCUCCUGAAGUCACUGGAGCGGCGGCUGCACUUCUGGACUUCGGAGCUCGAGGAGAUCUGGGCACUCUGGCACGAUGCCACCGCGCGAAUGCACAAUGCCGGCCAGGAUGCGAUGGCCGCCUGGAGGGAGAUUGCGGAAGUCCUCGAGUCUGUUUGCCAACACUUCGAGACCCACGGGCACGAGCUGGUCAAAAAGCCCGAGCUGCAGAGUGCACUGGUGACCUUCGCGGCGAGGAGUUUAGAGGUGGAGCUGGUCAACUCUCUUGGUCUCAGUGGCUUGUAUGGAGGGGAGGUGUCGAGUGCGAAGCAGGAUCAGUUCUGCACGGAGAGCCGCUUGAAUAUGCUUACGGCAGUUCUGGACCUUUUGUCUCAUUUGGGCUCCCUGGAUCGGGUUGGUGAAGAAAUCUUGUCAUCGAGCUCAGUCACAGCCCCACAGCAAGAAAGUGCUGUGAUGCCGACACCAACCAGUCGAGCCGCUGUCCGGUUGGCCAGCAAGCUGGAGCUUUGCCCACGGGCCAAGUCGGCUUCGGAGAUCGCUGCGAAACCGCUGCGUGCAGCGGAAGAGUACUCGGAAAGUCCAUCCCUGCGCGGCGGUCCUCCGGGCACUUCCUUGGAAUCCUUGCCGUCUGCCGCAGCUGCUGUCUGCUGGGCCACUGCAGCACAGGUCACGGCCUUGCGAGCCGUAGCAUCUGCGGAGGAUCUACAAGCGCUGGGUAAUGGGAGUCGAAGUGCAGCAGUACUUCUGCCAUGGCUCAUCGAAAGCAUUGUCGAGGCUGUUUGCACUGCAGCCACAACACCGGAGCCGGAGAGGUCAUUUUUCGCCAUUUGGCCCGCUCCUGGGCAGAAGAUGACGGUGGCUGCCCUUAUUCAAAGCUGCAGCGUGCUCGGCAACGACGACUUCGCAGAGGCCGUGAAAAGAGCAGCCGAGCGACGGCUGCAUCGACGGGAGAAUCCUGCUGGAGAUGUGGAGGAAGCUGAGGAGGCGUGCGGCCUGGGCAAGACCAGGUCUUUGCAGCAGGUGACGCGCGGCCUCUCUUCCAGCUGUGCCCGCCUUCUGGAUCUAGACACCUUGUCGGAGGAGGACUGCGAGCUUUCUCCGAAAAGGUGUCAGAAUCUAGAGCGAAACACGCCGCAACAGCGAGGGGCGUAG